AUGGUAUCUUUAAAACAAGAGUUCCAGUUUUACGAUUAUUUUGGACCAGUAGCUGUGAUAUCGCUAUUCGCUAUCACCAUACUAUUAAUUUCAUUCUUCAUCCUCAAUUUCUUCUUCAUUUCAAAAUACGAUGAACCAACCGUUUUCGAACGUCUUGCCUCAAAACAUAAUCUAAGGCUUGGACCACACAGUGUAAAAAGUGUAAUAAGCCGUAAACAACGAUAUAUGAAGGAUAGUAACAGUGCCAAUCCGGAUGGAUCAGUCAAUGAGCCUCGAAAAGUUGUAUUCACUAAAGAACCGGAACCCGAAGUACACAUCAAUUCUGCCUAA
Molecule: messenger RNA, 330 nt
Organism: Acanthocheilonema viteae
Lineage: Eukaryota; Metazoa; Nematoda; Chromadorea; Rhabditida; Onchocercidae
Source: the annotation of a GenBank genome assembly